Messenger RNA from Aspergillus novofumigatus IBT 16806, 1066 nucleotides. Its product is annotated as putative RTA1 domain protein. The transcript is spliced from 4 exons. NCBI's taxonomy places the organism in Eukaryota, Fungi, Ascomycota, Eurotiomycetes, Eurotiales, Aspergillaceae. Gene Ontology annotation, cellular component: plasma membrane; fungal-type vacuole. The coding region runs from base 162 to 908 and encodes 248 amino acids. The record is from RefSeq and is a predicted model, not a curated record.
CUAGCGCCCAUCCCCCGUCAUCAUCUACACCACUUGCAUUCUCUGCCCUGGUUACCCUGACAGAUACAGACACCUGGUGUACGUUCGUCCAUUGUCAACUUACUUGAUAUUCCUUCCAUAUACUGCUUUUCUAUCUUAAGUCUGCGACCUGAGAGGCGACCAUGGAGAAAACUCCCGAUUGUCUUCCCUAUAGCCCGAAUAUUCCCACUCCCUUCGGCUAUCGCCCCUCCCUUGUGGCCGGUAUUAUCUUCAUGAUCCUCUUCUUGGGGGUGACAAUUGUCCAUGUGUGGCAGGCCUUUCGGCAUAGAAAUAUCUGGCUUGGGCUAGCCUUCUCCCUAGGUGCAUUCGGCGAAUUUGUCGGAUGGUUAGGCCGUACCGUGGCGUAUCGCUGUCCGUAUUCUGUCAAGCUGCUCGAGAUGCAGCUGGCCGCAUUAAUCAUGGCCGGCAUCUACGGCGUCCUGAGCCUGAUGAUCCCCAUCAUCGGACAGGACAAGUCCCCCUUGCGACCGAACCUCUACCUCAUCAUCUUCAUGACGGUUGAUUUCUUCAGUCUCCUCCUCCAGGCCGUCGGCGGUGGUAUUGCUGGCGCCGCAUUCAGCCAGAACACCUCCCCCUGGCCGGGAACCUACACGAUGGUGGCUGGGAUAAUCUGGCAACUGGUCUCGACCUGCGUCUUUGCUACAUUGCUUGAGCCCGAUUGCGCGGAAUCAAGCCCUGCGGCGGAUCUCGCAGUCGUUGAUGAUUGCUGUUACGUGUAUGGUGGCGCGGGGCGUGUAUGCGAUUAUUCUCGAUGCGGCAUUGAUGUUCAUUGCGAGUUUGGUGCUCUGUGUUUGGAACCCAGCGGCUUUGAUCCUGGAUGCGAGGGAGAAUGCGAGAGGGAUGCAAGCCGGAGUGGAAUUGAGACGUGAGCAGGGUGCGAAGAAGUGAUCGUCUUUCAAGAUAUCUACACUACAUACUCGACGGAGACUCAACACAGUGUAUUAUCAUUAUCAACAAACAUGACAGGGUAAUAACUAAGGGUAACUAGGUAACUAGGCAACUAAUGUUUAACAAACUGACUACCCUC